AUGAAGAGAUUGGUAAGAAACCUAGGACGAAACUUGGAUGAUCUUGAUGGGUCGUCGUCUUCUAUGUCUUCAUCGUUCCUGAACCUUCGUUGUUAUAAUUACCCUUCGUUACUCCUCGGUUACAACACGGCUAAGUCUGAGAAGACAGAGAGGAACGACCCUAGUUACCAACCAUGCCUAAAGGAGAACACAACAAGCCGCAAGAGGCGUGCCGUGCAACAGAGGAAGAGUGGUAAUUUCAAGAAAGCAAAGGUUGCUUCUUUCCCAAGGAGGACGGAUACAGAUGCACCGGAGUGGAUUUUUCAGGUGAUGAGAAGAAUGAGAGCUGAUGCUGCAAACCCGUUGCUGAUCUUUGAGAAGGGUCUAAAAGCGAGUGAUGUGAAAUCAGGCCAGAGUCGUCUCUUAAUCCCAUUCCAACAGCUCAUCAGGAACGAUUUCUUGACGCCAGGGGAGUAUCGAGCCAUGGAGAAAGACGAAUACAAGGAAAACGACGAUGAGAAUAUUGGUGUUGGAGCGAUUUUUGUGAACCAAAGAUGUGAAAAGUGGGGUGUACGUUUUAAGAUAUGGGCGAUGGAAAAAGACAGUGGACACGGGACCUUGAAUUACGCUUUGAACUGGGGGUGGAACGAUGUCGUCAAGGGUAACGACUUAAAAGAGGACGACAAGAUCAGUCUUUGGGCUUUCAGGUGGCGUGGAGUACUCUGCUUUGCUCUUGAGACAUACUAA
Messenger RNA from Camelina sativa (false flax), 726 nucleotides. The record is from RefSeq and is a predicted model, not a curated record. Lineage: Eukaryota; Viridiplantae; Streptophyta; Magnoliopsida; Brassicales; Brassicaceae.